Messenger RNA from Capsicum annuum, 3391 nucleotides. Its product is annotated as pentatricopeptide repeat-containing protein At1g74850, chloroplastic. The transcript is spliced from 4 exons. The record is from RefSeq and is a predicted model, not a curated record. Gene Ontology annotation, molecular function: protein binding. The coding region runs from base 325 to 2907 and encodes 860 amino acids. Lineage: Eukaryota; Viridiplantae; Streptophyta; Magnoliopsida; Solanales; Solanaceae.
UAAGUAAGAGAUUGCUUUGAGAGAUCGACCCUAAAAGGUCAUAUGGCUCUCUCAGGAAAAUAAUAAAUUUACGGUUAUUUGCCCUAAAACAAAACUAAUUUACAGUUUUUUCGAGUAAUACAGUUUCCAUUUUAUCCACAGCCUCCAUUAUCCACGUGUUUCAACUACUACUUCUUCUCCUUCUUGUAAUAACCCCAGCUUAAACCUUACCUCCUCCUCCGCCAUCCUCCGACCUCCACCGUCCUCUGCCACUUCACCGUUCUUCACUCCGGCACCGUUCAGAUAAUCCACUACCACACACCAGCGCAUGUGGAAUUGACCAAAAUGUCCCUCUCAUACCACUCCUUCUCCCCAGUUCUCACCCCACUUCCCUCUUCUCACCAUCUCCUAUUUCCGUCCAAAUUCCAAAACUCCGACAAGUUCUCCGCCGUCCACCGCCGUCUUCUGUUAACGGUCGCCGUUAGAGCUAAACCGAAAGACCUUAUCUUAGGUAACCCAACCGUUACCGUUGAGAAAGGGAAAUACACCUACGACGUCGAAACUCUAAUCAACAAACUCUCUAGCCUCCCGCCACGUGGCAGCAUUGCGCGGUGUUUGGACACUUUCAAAAACAAGCUUUCGCUUUCCGAUUUUUCGUUAGUGUUCAAGGAAUUUGCGGCUCGCGGGGACUGGCAACGUUCGCUUAGACUGUUCAAGUAUAUGCAGCGGCAGAUAUGGUGUAAGCCGAAUGAGCAUAUUUAUACUUUAAUUAUUGGAAUUUUGGGUCGUGAAGGUCUUCUUGAUAAAGCAUUUGAGAUAUUCGAUGAAAUGCCUACUCAUAGUGUAGCACGAACGGUGUUAUCAUACACUGCUAUUAUCAAUGCUUAUGGUCGAAAUGGGCAAUUUGAAACUUCGAUGCAAUUGCUUGAGCAAAUGAAGCAAGAAAAGAUAGUUCCUAGUAUUUUGACGUAUAAUACAGUUAUUAAUUCGUGUGCUCGAGGUGGGUAUGAAUGGGAGGGUUUGUUAGGUUUAUUUGCUGAAAUGCGGCAUGAGGGUAUUCAGCCUGAUUUAGUUACGUACAAUACAUUGUUAAGUGCUUGUUCAAGUAGAGGGUUGGAAGAUGAAGCGGAGAUGGUUUUUAGGACGAUGAAUGAGGCUGGGGUUUUGCCUGAUGUAACUACGUAUAGUUAUUUGGUGGAGACUUUUGGGAAACUGGGGAAAUUGGGGAAGGUGUCGGAAUUGCUUAUGGAAAUGGAGGCUGGGGGUACAUCGCCUGAGGUUAGCUCGUAUAAUGUUUUAUUGGAGGCUUAUGCGCAUUUGGGGUCUAUGAAAGAGGCGAUGGAUGUGUUUAGGCAAAUGCAGGCAGCUGGAUGUGUGGCUAAUGCUGAGACUUAUAGUAUUUUGUUGAAUUUAUAUGGGAAAAAUGGGAGAUAUGAUCAGGUUAGGGAACUUUUCCUUGAGAUGAAAACGAGUAAUACAGAGCCGGAUGCGGAUACAUACAAUAUUCUCAUCCAGGUCUUUGGUGAAGGUGGUUACUUUAAGGAGGUCGUAACAUUGUUCCAUGAUAUGGUUGAAGAGAAGGUAGAACCUAAUAUGGAGACUUACGAAGGGUUGAUAUAUGCCUGCGGAAAGGGAGGGCUUCACGAAGAUGCAAAAAGGAUUCUGCUACGUAUGAAUGGACAGGGUAUGGUGCCUAGCUCUAAAGUAUAUACUUCUGUGAUUGAAGCUUAUGGACAGGCAGCGCUGUAUGAGGAGGCAGUUGUCGCAUUUAAUACCAUGAAUGAGGUAGGAAGCAGACCAAUGGUGGAAACUUUCAAUUCUCUGAUCCAUGCAUUUGCUAAAGGGGGACUUUACAAAGAAUCUGAAGCCAUAUGGUUUAGAAUGGGUGAGGUUGGAGUUCCCCGGAACAGGGAUUCUUUCAACGGUAUGAUUGAAGGGUAUAGACAGGGAGGUCAGUUUGAAGAAGCUAUAAAAACUUAUGUUGAGAUGGAAAAGGCAAGAUGUGAUCCAGAUGAGCGGACACUUGAAGCAGUUUUGAGUGUUUACUGCCUUGCAGGCUUAGUUGAUGAAAGCGAGGAGCAGUUUCAGGAAAUUAAAUCACUGGGUAUUCAGCCUAGCAUCAUUUGCUGUUGUAUGAUGCUGGCAAUUUACGGAAAAAGUGAGAGGUGGGAUAUGGCCCGUGAAUUAUUGAAUGACGUGAUGACAAACAAGACAUCAGAUAUGCACCAAAUUAUUGGACAAAUGAUUCACGGGGAUUUGGACGAUGAAAAUAAUUGGCAGAUGGUUGAGUAUGUCUUUGACAAACUCAAGUCAGAAGGAUGUGGUUUGAGCAUGAGGUUCUACAACACUCUUAUAGAAGCACUUUGGUGGUUAGGCCAGAAGGAAAGGGCUGCAAGAGUGCUGAAUGAAGCAACAAAAAGGGGCUUAUUCCCCGAACUGUUUCGAAGAAACAAACUUUUGUGGUCUGUGGAUGUUCAUAGGAUGUGGCCAGGUGGUGCAUGCACUGCAAUAUCGGUUUGGCUCAACGAUAUGGAAGAGUUUUUUCAUAACGGCGAGGAGCUUCCUCAACUGGCUUCUGUUGUAGUCGUACGAGGUCAGACGGAGAAGAGUUCAAUAACUAGGGACUUACCAGUUGCUAAGGCUGCAUAUUCUUUUCUAAAGGAUACUGUUUCAUCAUCAUUCAGUUUCCCUGGGUGGAACAAGGGACGGAUAGUCUGUCAAAAGACUCAGCUCAAACGUUCUUUUUCUAGCUCCGAACCAUCCACGGAAGCUUCAAAAGGUGACAGACUAAUUCCUCUAAGUAACUCUCCCAUUUCUCUUUUGGGAACACAUGCAUCCAAGAGUGAUGCAAAAAGAUCAGAAAGUGUGAAUGCUGAGAGCGAGAGGCGCACAAAAUCAGAUCCACAACUCAUGACAAGCAAUGUUUGAGCAGAUAAGUGAGAUAUUUAAUGCAAUCUGCUUGAGAAGGUUGUUGAGCUUGCAUUGGCUUUUGACCUACUAAACGAGGACACAAAAUUACCUUGCCCAUGCUCUGAUUUUUGAUCUAUCUAUGCCUUGGCAUCACUUCCUUCGACCUCAGCUGCAGAAAACUGUCAAACAGGUGCAAUCCCCUUGUGAAGCUGCUGAGUGAGUGCUAAAAAUUUCAUGUUGUUUUCAAAAUUCUGGCACCCAGCUUGGGGGACAGGGAACGGGGAGUGGAAGAGAUGGAACGCGCUGACUUACACAGCUGUUUUCCGUGCACAUGUAUAUUGAGAGUGUUCAAUGCUAAAAUCGAAAUGAUUCUUCUGAGAAAUUUAUAGGUUGGAUCUAAUUCAUGCUGCUAAUAGCAGAUAUGGCAUUUGUGUCCGUUAAAUUUGCUGUAUUCACAGGAUUGCACAAUAUCAAUAUAGUCAUUAGCAUACUUCUUUCUGGA